AGAGUAAAAAGAGAAUCAUGUGUACUCCAUGGACAAUUCCAAGACUGGUAAGAUGGCGGGUGAGAGACUGGGCUUCCUGCUUCUUGGCAUGCAGGUUUCCUUUAGAUGAGGAACCUGAUACUAACCGCUCUGGUUCGCCUCAGUUGCCAAUCAGAAACGUGGCGUUAAACAUGAAAGAUAGCAAGAAGAUCGCUGAGAACUUAUAUCGGCGCCGAACGGGGAAGUCGAGUCGGACACGAGUCAGAAACAAAAAUGUGAGGGAAGAAACAGGGAGUGAUAACUCGAGCAGCUGGCCGCAUUUUUCAGAUGAUGAUUACAUUGUCUUUUGCUUUGGGGAAGAUGGAGCUUUUGAUGUUUUAAAAGACGGAAAAUCAACAGAGACAUCAUCUGUUCGCUACCCAAGUCGUACCAGUAGGAAUUCAAGGCGUACCAAUCGAAAGCUUAAUUUUGGUAAAGGAGAAGUGGUAAUUAGCAGGAGGUCUCAUGAAGAAGAAGAAGAAGAAAGAAUAGUGUACUUGGAUACAGGUGGGAGAAGAAGAUAUGAGGUUGAAGAAGAUGGAAAAGGUACGAGGGUAUCAGAGGAAUCAAGCGACUCUAAUCAAUCAGAUGGAAGUACAGGCUCCUUUGCCUUUCCCAUAUUAGGAUGGGAAUGGAUGGGCAGCCCUGCAAAAAUGCCAAAAGCAGAAAGCCUGCUCUUAAGGAAGGAGAAGCUUCGCUCUUUAAGUUUUCACGGCUGUAGACCCUGA
Carica papaya (papaya) is the source of this 746-nucleotide messenger RNA. Lineage: Eukaryota; Viridiplantae; Streptophyta; Magnoliopsida; Brassicales; Caricaceae. The record is from RefSeq and is a predicted model, not a curated record.